GUCACGUGGUUCCGAUCAGUGUUAUUGCGCUCAGCUGUUCCAGGAGUGACAGUUUGUUCCUGCAGAAACUUCACAGAUCCAGACAUGGCCCACGUCUCCGUCCACGUCUUCAUCCUGCUGUCCGUCUGCCUGGCCUGUCCGUCCGUCAGCGGCCUGUUUGAGUGGCUGCGGCAGACGCCCCCCCCUCCUGAAGCUGGAAACCCUCCUGAAGCUGACGCACCUGCAGCACCUCCUGCCCCCCCCACCGCCCCCCCCACCGACACCCCUCUCCUCUCCGCCCACGCCGGGUUUGAGGUUUUGACGGCAGACGAGAAGUUCCUGGCCGAGGCCAAACAGCUGCAGCUCAGCCCGCUGGACGGCUGCCACCACCGGGUGGUGGCGCGCCUGAGGUCGAGCUGUGGAAACCUCUCCGAGGAAGAUCUGGCCAAACUGGGAGUGGAACUGUUCAACUGCCAGGCGGAGACGGAGGGACGGCAGACCUUCCCCUGCACCGGAGACAUGACCCUCCGGGCCUGCACGGCCGGCAUGGACGCCGACACCUGGACCUCCUACCACAUCGUGAGCAACCGAGCGCGGAGCGUCUGCUACGCCGUCCGGCAGCAGCUGUUCCGGCGCCGGGCGGAGCUGACGGUCAACGCGCUGAUGCACACGGCCAGCAGCCAGCUGGACGCCAUGCAGGACCUCAAGGACGGGCAGCAGCAGCUGAAGGCGCUCACCUCGGCCUCCCUGCAGCAGCUGCUGGACGGACACCAGGACCUGCAGGCCCAGCAGGGCCGGCUGCACGAGGGCCAGGGCCACGUGGAGGCCUCGCUCCGGGAGAACCUGCAGCGUCUGGGCCACGAGAAGGCGCUGAUCGCCUCGGGCCAGGAGCUGGUGGCCCAGCUCAUCCAGGGCAUCGCCAGCAAGAUGGAGAACGUGAGCGAGCGUCUGCAGAGCCAGAACUCGGAGGUGCAGGACGGACACAAGGCCAUCGUUCAGGACCUGACGGACGUCCGUCUGCAGGCGCAGGACAUCCACCACAAGAUCGACACCAGCCUGCUGGAGUUCCUGCAGUACCAGGACCGGACCGCCCAGUACUACGCCGACCUGAUGGCCAAGCUGGAGCGCAUGAACGGCACGCUGGGCGUCAUGCUGCGCUACAUGGACGCCACGCAGACCCGCGUGGAGGAACGCCUGGCGCUGAUCCAGGGAUACCUGGGCUGGGCGGGUCUUAGUCUGACGGCCAUGUGGACGUGCGUCGCCCACGCCGGCUACUUCGUGGUCGGUGCCGUCCUGCUGACGUUCCUGCGCUGCCCAGGCUUUUCCCGGGCGGCGCUGCUGCUCACGGUUCCCCUGAACGCCGUGGCCGAGGUGAACCAGCAGCCGGCCCUGGACCUGGCCGGCCUGAGCCUGCUGCUGCUGGCCACGUCCCUAGGCCACUGGUUCCUGACCGGGUUGUGGUCCUGGGUCCGGCCCGGGGGGAAGCCUGCGGCGCCGCUGCCCAUCGCCCUGGUCGCUGUGGACCAGCAGGAACCAGAAUCCCCCCAGCACCGUUACCCAGCAUCCUCCACUCCACAGAGAGAGGAGAAGGAAACCGUUUACGACCUGCUGGAGAAAGACGACUUUCUAUCAGGAGACUUCAGCGUGUCGGCCGUGUCGCCCCCGCCCAGGAAGCUGCAGGAUCCGCGGUUCCUCGUCUCCUUCAACCACUCCACGCCCAGGUUUACGGCCCCGCCCCUUUUCCCCGGGGCUCCGGGGGACGACGUCCCCACAAAGAUGCUGGGGGGAGUUUUUGACGCCGUCAACGACUCUCACGGCUUCACCUGCGACUCCAGGAGCGCCAGCCCGGCGCCGUCGGUGCUGUCGGUGCUCAGCAACGGCUCCAUGUCGGGCCGCCAGCUCUGCAACGGCCUCACCAAGACCGGCAAGGCCUGCAAGAAGAGGGCGGUUCUGGGCCAGGAGUUCUGCCGGCUCCACCAGCCCGGGCCGGGCCUGGACUAGCCCGGGUCCACCGGGCCUGGACUAGCCCGGGUCCACCAGCCCGGGCCGGGCCUGGACUAGCCCGGGUCCACCAGCCCGGGCCGGGCCUGGACUAGACCGGACCUGAGACCUGGUCCCUCCACCGACGUCUCUGCAGAAACUUCCUCAUCUUUGCUUUUAUGCACUUACUGCUUUUUUUUAACCAAGCUCUUAAUUUGUAAAGUUAUUUGUUGUUUUUAAAUAAAUUAUUUCUUCACCAACUCCCCACAUCUCCUCCAGGUUCAGAACCCACGAUGUUUCAGACCAAAACAUUGACCUCGUAGAAAAACCCAAAGCACCAGCACAUACCAGCUUUAGUUUUAAAUAAGUUUAAAUGACGUCGAUAACCAUGUAAUCUG
Molecule: messenger RNA, 2357 nt
Organism: Cololabis saira (Pacific saury)
Lineage: Eukaryota; Metazoa; Chordata; Actinopteri; Beloniformes; Belonidae
Gene: bmb
Product: brambleberry
Exons: 13
Coding region: 85-1980 (631 amino acids)
Source: RefSeq, a predicted model, not a curated record